Messenger RNA from Trifolium pratense (red clover), 2373 nucleotides. Its product is annotated as protein IQ-DOMAIN 14-like. Gene Ontology annotation, molecular function: protein binding. The coding region runs from base 581 to 2191 and encodes 536 amino acids. The transcript is spliced from 6 exons. Lineage: Eukaryota; Viridiplantae; Streptophyta; Magnoliopsida; Fabales; Fabaceae. The record is from RefSeq and is a predicted model, not a curated record.
UGAAACAUUGAGUGAGAAAGUGGCCAACCAUACCAUACCACACCCUUCUUUAAUUUUUUCUCUUUCUCUCAUCAUAAUCAUCAUUGAACCAAAAAUAAUUACAAACUAAAUUAUACUAUAAGUCCCACAAUACAAAGAAAAUUAUAAUCUCCAUUAAAAGGUGAAAGGUUGCUACCACAAAAAAAGUAACUUCAGGAAUUGGAUUCUUAGAGAGAGAGAGAGAGAGAGAGACAGAGAGAGAUUAUGUGGUGCUGGAAAGGAGAAGGAGACUAGAAAAAGAACUAUAGAGAGAGAGUUUCAUCUUUUUUGUUCUGUCUUUGUGCCUUUGACAGCACUUUUAGGAGUUCUUGUGUAACUUUGGAAGCUCUGUGACAACUAACAAGCCUGAAAAUAAUAUAGUGAUGCUGCCUACUUGCCGGCGAUUGUUCUGGUGAGCUUAGUUUAGUCUCUUGUUGUAUAUCCUUGUGUGUGCGCGCGCGUGUGUUAAUAUUUAUAUAAAGUCUUGUAUUGUUAUUGCAGAAUAUGGAAUUCACACAAUCUUGAUUUUAACUUUACAGGAAGAAAGAGUAAUGCUACUGAGAUGGGAAAGAAAGGGAGUUGGUUUUCAGCAAUCAAGAGGGUUUUCACACACCACUCCAAGGGGAAGGAUUCAGCAGAUAACAAAAGUACAAAAGAGAAGAAGAAAGGUCUAGGAAAACUAAAGCAUGGGGAGACCAAUUCUUUCAUCCCUAUCUUCAGAGAGCCAAGCAGCAUCGAAAAGAUAUUUGGCGACUUCGAAAGAGAGCAACAAGUACUUACAAUUAGGCCUACCACACCUCCCGAGAGACCGAAAACGCCACCUUAUGUUCCUCCUAGAGUUGCUUCUCCUAGGCCUCCUUCUCCAAAGCCUCCUUCUCCAAGGGCUCCAACUCCUAAAGCUGCUUCUCCCCGAGUUACCUCUCCGAAAGCUACGUCCUCCCGGAAUGUUCCUCAACAUAAGGAGGUUCGCUACAGACCAGAACCGACUUUACAAAACCAGAAUUCCUCGGCUACUAAGAUCCAGGCUGCUUACAGAGGUUAUAUGGGCCGGAAGAGUUUUAGAGCUCUGAAGGGUUUGGUAAGACUUCAAGGAGUGGUAAGAGGACAGAAUGUGAAGAGACAGACAGUUAGUGCCAUGAAGCACAUGCAGCUGUUAGUGCGAGUUCAAUCUCAGAUUCAAUCUCGACGAAUUCAGAUGUUGGAAAACCAGGCACGAUAUCAAGCUGAGUUCAAGAAUGAUAAGGACGCUGGAAGUACCUUUGGCAAACUCUCUGAGGGAGGUAACGGUGAAGAUUGGGAUGAUAGCUUACUGACAAAAGAGGAAGUAGAUGCAAGGUUGCAGAAGAAGGUCGAAGCAAUCAUCAAAAGAGAGAGAGCAAUGGCAUUUGCAUAUUCGCAUCAGUUGUGGAAGGCGACUCCAAAAUCAACUCAAACACAGGCGACAGAUAUGCGAGCAAGUGGAUUCCCAUGGUGGUGGAACUGGUUGGAAAGACAACUACCCGCAGCAGCAAAUCCACAAGAAAAACAAGUCCUAAAGAAUUUUCAACUCACACCACCAAGACCGUAUUCAGAACAAAAGACAAGUCCAAGACCUGGCUCAAGCUCUCAAAGGCCUUUUGCCUUUGAUAACAUGGAUACACCAACUCCAAAAUCAACAAGAUCAACUAUAUUUCCAUCUUCAAAACCAUCUAGAACUCCUCCAUUUAGAACUCCACAAGGAAACAGUUCAAGCAUGAUGUCAAAACAUUCAAGGCCAAGAGCAGUUGGAUCCAAUUCACCUUUCGACGUUCCUCUGAAGGACGAUGAUAGUCUCAUGAGCUGUCCACCGUUUUCGGUUCCAAACUACAUGACUCCAACUGUUUCUGCUAAGGCGAAAGUACGCGCUAAUAGUAAUCCAAGAGAAAGAUUCGGCGGUGGUAGUAGUGGUUGUACAACUCCAACUCCCAGCAAUGAUUCGAGGAGAAGUUCAUUCCCUUUGUCACAAGGUAUAGGUUCAUUCAAAUGGAAUAAAGGGUCAUUGUUCUCUAGCAAUAAGGAUCCUCGUGGCUCUCAGUCCUCUAAUAGGACACCAGAUAAAUAUCAGUCACUUGAAUCGAUAGGAAAUGUGAGUGUUGAUUCGACGGUAUCGUUGCCAGCUAGAGUUGGAAGAAAGCCUUUUACAAGAUUUGUGUGAUUUAAUUCUUUUUUAACCAUUUUUAUUUUUGUCUAAUAUGUUUGGUGGUGUUUUUGUCAGUUGUAUUAUGAUUAUGAUUGAGUGUAUUGAUGGUGAUGAUAGUUUGACAGAAGUAUACUCCAUUGUAAACUAAUAAAAAAAACAUAAUAGGAAAUAAUGGUUUGAUAACUUUUGAUUUGAAA